AUGUUCAUCAUAUCGAAUGAGGUCCGGCUUUCCGGUUCCACUGGUUCCUCUGGUUCCUCUGGGUCCUCUGGGUCAUCUGGGUCAUCUGGGUCAUCUGGGUCAUCUGGGUCCACUGCUGGCCUCGCCUCCUCGCUGCCGCCCAAACCUAAACCCACAAAACAAAUCCUACCCUACGAAACAGAAUCCCUAAGAUUGAAACAUAAAUGUAAAGACAUCAAGCAGAAGAUUUUGGAUCUCGAACAUCAAAAUGAACUGCGUUCUGUGGCCAUCUCGAGAGCUAAAAACAGCGUCAAAAGACUGAGGUUCGAGUAUGUUCUUUUACUCGAAAGCCUUGAAAGAAAGGCCUUGGGUCUCAGUAUUCCGGAUGCUGAUAGAUUGAUAGCAGACGAUCUCGACAAAGAUAAUAUAGAUUCACUUCGUUUGGCUGAUAUUACCCGUCUUUUGACAGACACUCCUUUUGCUAUGGCACGAUCUAAUGUACCUCCUUCAAUGGCUUUAGGUAUAGGAAGUCGAAAUGGAUAUGGCAACGUGAUAGGAGCCACUGGUGGUUCUUCAAACGGUUCUCAUAGUUCACAGAGAAGAAGACGUGGUAAUGGUAUGACUGCCGCUAAAAGGAGAUUGAAGGAUCCUGAUUUACCCAAGAGACCUACAAAUGCUUACUUGAUCUUUUGCGAUCUCGGUAAAGAGAAGGUGAAAAAGGAGUUGGAGGCUAAGCAUCCCGGAAUGGCAACCGAUAUGUCCAAGGCCAUGACUGAGGCUUGGAAACAGUUGGAUCAGGAAGGUCGAAACCCCUACUACGAACUCUAUGAAAAGGAUAAGCUACGGUAUCAAAGGGAGAUCAAGAAAUAUAUGGAGAAGAAGCGUCAUGAAAAGGAAGCUGCUACUACUGCUGUUGAUACUACUGCUGAUUCUGAUACGAAUGCUCACGAGGCUCCUGCAGAGACUGAUGAUGAUGAUACUUCUAGUCAGAACACUACUCUCGAACCUUCAAAGGAUGUUGAUGACGAUGGUAGGGUUUUGAAGAAACCAAAAUUAGAAGCUGAAGCUGAUGAUGAUGCUGAAGCUGAUGAUGCUGAAACUGAUGAUGCUGAAACUGAUGAUGCUGAAACUGAUGAUGCUGAUUCUGAUGCUAACGCUAAUGCUAAUGCUAAUGCUGAUGCUAAUGCGAAUGCUGAUGCUGAUGCUGACACUACAGUAGAUGUCACUGGUGAUAGUGCUGACACUACCCAGGAUAUCAAGCGAGAGCCCCUUGAAUCUGUCCCUGUAUGA
This is a messenger RNA of Brettanomyces nanus, 1269 nucleotides long. RefSeq lists its product as uncharacterized. The record is from RefSeq and is a predicted model, not a curated record. NCBI's taxonomy places the organism in Eukaryota, Fungi, Ascomycota, Pichiomycetes, Pichiales, Pichiaceae. Bases 1 to 1269 code for a protein of 422 amino acids. The transcript is spliced from 2 exons.